Molecule: messenger RNA, 8774 nt
Organism: Xenopus tropicalis (tropical clawed frog)
Lineage: Eukaryota; Metazoa; Chordata; Amphibia; Anura; Pipidae
Gene: rims2
Product: regulating synaptic membrane exocytosis 2
Exons: 35
Coding region: 422-5710 (1762 amino acids)
Biological process (GO): intracellular protein transport; exocytosis; maintenance of presynaptic active zone structure
Cellular component (GO): membrane; synapse
Molecular function (GO): small GTPase binding
Source: RefSeq, a predicted model, not a curated record
CGGACCGUGCGCCUGCGCUGCGCUCUCCUCCCCCAUCCUUCUCCAGCUGCUCCUGGCGCCGAGCUCCCAUCUCUCAUCUCCCGAGCAGCAGGGCCACCUUGCACCGUGUGUGGGGCGCAGGGCAGGGGGAGGGUGGGGGGACAGGAGGAAAUAGAAGCCUAAAGGAGAAAGGGGUGGGCACCCAGCUGGAAUGUCCCUGCAGGGAGAGCAGUGCUGGGGGAUAGACUUCCCAUUGAUCCUCUCUUGUUUGUCCCCUUAUUAUGGUUGCCUGCCCUGCUGCUCUAUAUAGCACAGCCCGACGCUUCUCCCUCUGGUGCCCACCCUGCCCCGGGCACCCUUUCAUCUCCAAGGUGUGAUUGAUGGUGGAUGCACUGAGACCCCACUGCCUGACAUCCAGUAUUGUGUUCUUCAUCCAACCAACAUGUCUGCUCCACUAGGGCCCAGGGGCGGCCCUCUGCCUCCUGCACAGCCACAGGCUCCAAUGCCAGAGAUGCCGGACCUCAGCCACCUGACAGAGGAUGAGAGGAAAAUCAUAAUGGCUGUGAUGGAGAGGCAGAAGAAAGAAGAGGAGAAGGAGCAGUCAGUGUUAAAGGUCAAAGAAGAACAAAAAGCCCAGCCGGCACAGUGGUUUCCCUUUAGUGGGAUCACUGAGCUGGUUAAUAACGUUCUUCAGCCACAGCCAAAAGAGCAAAAUGAAAAGGAGCCGGAGAUAAAAUUGCACCAGCAGUUUGAAAUGUACAAGGAGCAAGUGAAGAAGAUGGGCGAGGAAGCACAGCAGCAGCAGGAGCAGAAGGGCGAAGCUCCAACCUGUGGAAUCUGCCACAAAACAAAGUUUGCUGAUGGCUGUGGCCACGACUGUUCGUAUUGCCAAACUAAAUUCUGCGCGCGGUGUGGAGGGCGAGUGUCUCUGCGCUCAAAUAAGGAGGACAAAGUGGUAAUGUGGGUAUGUAAUUUGUGCCGAAAACAACAAGAAAUCCUCACCAAAUCAGGGGCCUGGUUUUACAGCAGUGGGUCAAGCACACCCCUAAAGCCCGGCGAAGAGAGCCAGGCAGGGUACCAAACGGAAGAAGCACCUCAGGAGAAAAAAGCUAAGCUACAAGAGCAGUCCCAAUACCAGGGACCCUCAGGGGACUUAUUAACACCAGCCUCGGACAAAAACCGACCGCAAGGGAUCGUCCGGCAAGAUUCCAUCAAAAAUGGUUCCGAACUGAAGCACCCGAUUCCUGGCGACCUCGCAUCUGACAGGAAAAGAAGCCCUUCAAUACCUAGAGACCAGAAUCGGAGAUAUGAUACAAGGGACGAUAUAGGUGAACAUUCACAGCAUGCUACAUCAGACAGCGCCAUGCCUAGAUCACCAUCAGACUACUCGGACAGGCGAUUGCAACGAGGGUCUCAGCUCUAUGAUGAGCCUGAGCACGGUGACUACAGAAGAAGUAGGCGGCGCUCCAAUGAGUAUUCGGUAGAUGAGGAGGAUAUCCAAGACAGGGAGGAAUAUGAAAGGCAGAGAAGAGAGGAGGAGUACCAGGCAAGGUACCGGAGUGACCCCAACUUGGCCAGGUACCCUGUUAAGCCACAACCGUAUGAAGAGCAAAUGCGCAUCCAUGCAGAGGUUUCAAGGGCUCGACAACGAAGGCACAGCGAUGUGUCUUUAGCUCAGACAGAAUUUGAGGAGUCUCGGAUGUCAACGCUGAGGAUGGAGAGACCUUCAAGGCAAAGAUCUGCGUCAGAGCGUAGAGCAGCGAUGGAAAGCCAGCGUUCAUAUUCAAUAGAAAGAACUAGAGAUGUGCAAGGGCCAGGUCCUGGUCGGCAAAGGACCUCAAAUCAUAGUCCCCCAACACCAAGAAGGAGUCCCAUUCCCAAUGAUAGGCCAGAUAUGAGGCGCACAGAUUCUUUACGGAAACAGCACCACUUGGACCCAAGUUCUGCCGUAAGGAAAACCAAAAGGGAAAAAAUGGAAACUAUGUUAAGGAAUGAUUCUCUUAGCUCAGAUCAGUCUGAAUCUGUCCGGCCCCCACCACCAAAGCCUCAUAAAACAAAAAAGGGAGGUAAAAUGCGUCAGGUUUCCUUGAGCAGUUCAGAAGAAGAGUUGGCGUCUACGCCGGAGUACACGAGCUGCGAUGAUGUGGAGAUUGAAAGUGAAAGUGUUAGUGAGAAAGGGGACAGUCAAAGGGGAAAAAGAAAAACUAGUGAGCAGGCAGUUUUGUCGGAUUCUAACAUCUUGUCUGAGAGACAAAAGAAAAUGGUGUGCUUUGGAGGCCACUCUUUGGAAGAGGAUUUGGAAUGGUCUGAGCCUCAGAUUAAAGACUCUGGGGUAGACACGUGUAGUAGCACCACCCUUAACGAAGAGCAUAGCCAUAGCGAGAAGCACCCUGUCACGUGGCAACCUUCCAAAGAUGGAGACCGCUUAAUUGGUCGCAUAUUAUUAAACAAGCGGCUCAAAGAUGGGAGCGUCCCGCGAGAUUCUGGAGCCAUGCUGGGGCUGAAGGUCGUUGGAGGGAAAAUGACAGAAUCAGGUCGACUUUGUGCGUUUAUCACCAAAGUGAAGAAGGGAAGCCUGGCAGAUACAGUAGGCCAUCUUCGACCAGGUGAUGAGGUUUUAGAAUGGAGUGGGCGGAUUUUGCAAGGAGCGACGUUCGAAGAAGUUUACAAUAUUAUACUGGAGUCCAAACCCGAGGCACAAGUAGAAUUAUUGGUCUCCAGACCCAUAGGAGAUAUACCCCGGAUUCCUGACAGCACACACGCACAACUGGAAUCCAGUUCUAGCUCAUUUGAAUCCCAGAAAAUGGAUCGCCCUUCUAUUUCAGUUACUUCCCCCAUGAGUCCUGGAAUGUUACGGGAUGUCCCCCAGUUUCUUUCUGGACAACUUUCAAGCCAAAGCCUUAAUAGAAGAACAGCGCCUUUUGUUCCUAGGGUUCAGAUUAAACUCUGGUAUGACAAGGUUGGCCACCAGUUAAUUGUCACGAUAUUAGGAGCAAAGGAUCUGCCAUCGCGGGAAGAUGGGAGGCCGAGAAAUCCUUACGUAAAAAUUUACUUUCUUCCAGAUCGAAGUGAUAAGAACAAAAGGAGAACAAAGACUGUGAAGAAAACCGUAGAGCCCAAAUGGAACCAAACAUUCAUCUAUUCUCCGGUUCAUCGGAGGGAAUUUCGGGAACGAAUGUUGGAAAUAACACUUUGGGAUCAAGCUCGGGUUCGAGAAGAAGAGAGUGAAUUUUUAGGAGAGAUUCUAAUUGAAUUAGAAACUGCACUAUUAGAUGAUGAGCCACAUUGGUACAAGCUACAGACGCAUGAUGUGUCUUCAUUGCCACUUCCACACCCAUCCCCGUUCAUGCAAAGAAGGCAGCUGCACGGCGAGAGCCCAACCCGGAGGUUGCAAAAUAAAGGCUCAUAUUCAUAUAAUUCAGGAUCCAAAAGGAUAAGCGACAGCGAAGUGUCUGACUACGACUGUGAUGAUGGCGUUGGUGUUGUUUCAGACUUUCGGCAUAAUGGGCGUGACCUGCAGAGUUCAACGUUAUCUGUUCCGGAACAAGUAAUGUCGUCCAAUCACUGUUCCCGGACUGGGCCCCCGCAUGUAGACAGCAUAGGAAGAACGAGGUCAUGGUCUCCCAGUGUCCCUCCUCCGCAAAGUAGGAAUUUGGAACAGGGACCGAGAGGGACAAGAUCUGGCCCUGCACAUUACAAUACCAUGAGCAGAGUGGAAAGGCAUCGAGUAUUAGAUAACCACUACUCCCCAGACAGAGACAGGAAUUGUGAAGCGGCAGAUAGACAGCCAUAUCAAAGAUCCAGGUCCACUGAACAACGGCCUGUGCUGGAGCGGACCAGCUCCCGCUCCCGAUCUACUGAGCGUCCUGACUCAAACCUCAUGAGGUCGAUGCCUUCAUUAAUGACGGGAAGAUCUGCCCCUCCUUCACCCGCCUUAUCGAGGGCACACCCUCCUCGUACCGGCUCUGUUCAGACAAGUCCUUCAGGCACCCCGUUAGCAGGGCGGAGGGGGCGCCAGCUCCCGCAACUUCCCCCAAAAGGCACGUUAGAAAGAAAAGUUACUUGGGAAGACCAGCAAAGAAAGGUGAAUGGUUCAAUAACUGAUGACAAACAUUUGCCAAGAAAGAAACAGCAUUCUGAGCCAGAAGAUAUGGACUCAACGCGGAGGCGAAACUCAGAGGAAAAGGCUGCAGAACAAGAGAAUGGGAACCCAGGUGCUAUGGACGUAGAAGAAAGGACGCGACAGCUGAAAGUGAAGAUCAACAAAUACAAGCAGGUGGGAGGAUCAGAUUCUCGGCUAGAGAAGGAUUAUCAUCCAAAGUAUCGGACGGGGCGGGAUCCGCAGAGGGGCUCAGACAAUAUGUCCAACAAGUCAUCAGACAGCGAUGUUAGUGAUGUGUCUGCCGUAUCACGGACCAGCAGCGCCUCUCGUUUUAGUAGUACGAGUUAUAUGUCUGUGCAGUCGGAAAGGCCUCGAGGGAACAUGAAAAUAGGUAGAAGGACAAGGGAAGUAGAGGAGAGAAUAGAGAGGGCUGAGGGAGGGCAGCAUCACAAAGAAAUAGGUUUUCUGGAGGAAGAGGAGGACGUUAGGCAGGAAGUAGAUAGUGAGAAGGAAACAGAAGUGCAGCAUAUAAUUGACAACUGCAUGAAGGGGCCAAGCAAAGAAAGUGUAGAGGAAGAGAGUCAACAGAAUGAGAAAGAUGAGGAAAGCCAUGAUGUUGAGGAAGCCCAUAAUGAGAAUCUGCCAAGGAGGUCCUCAGAAAAUGAUAUAAGUGCAUUGGCAUCCAAAAUGCAAAGCAGGCAAAUGGGCGCCUCAGGGAAGAACAUGACCAAAAGUACCAGCAUCGGAGGGGAUAUGUACACCCUGGAGAAGAACGACGGAAGCCAGUCUGACACAGCCGUGGGCACUGUGGGUGCGGGUGGAAAGAAGAGACGUUCAAGCAUAGGCGCCAAAAUGGUGGCCAUUGUGGGCUUGUCACGAAAAAGCCGAAGUACCUCACAGCUCAGCCAAACAGAAGUCGGAGGGAAGAAGCUGAAGAGCACCAUCCAGAGAAGUACGGAAACAGGCCUGGCCGUGGAAAUGAGAAACUGGAUGAGCCGCCAAGCAAGCAGGGAGUCCACAGAUGGGAGUAUGAACAGCUACAGCUCAGAGGGGAAUCUGAUAUUCCCUGGGGUCCGACUGGGUUCCGACAGCCAGUUCAGUGACUUUUUGGAUGGUCUUGGUCCUGCCCAGCUGGUUGGUCGCCAGACUUUGGCCACGCCCUCUAUGGGAGAUAUUCAGGUUGGAAUGGCUGACAAAAAAGGCCAGUUGGAGGUGGAGGUGAUACGAGCCCGUGGUCUUGUUGUAAAACCAGGCUCAAAGACACUGCCAGCACCCUAUGUUAAGGUGUAUCUCUUAGAAAAUGGAGUGUGCAUAGCCAAAAAGAAAACAAAAGUAGCAAGAAAAACGCUGGAGCCUCUAUACCAGCAAGUGUUAGCGUUUGAGGAAUCACCACAAGGGAAGGUCCUACAGAUCAUUGUUUGGGGUGACUAUGGACGCAUGGACCACAAGUCCUUCAUGGGGGUGGCUCAGAUACUUUUAGAUGAACUGGACCUAUCCAGCAUGGUGAUUGGAUGGUAUAAACUUUUCCCCCCUUCAUCUUUAGUAGACCCAACGUUGGCUCCACUCACUAGGAGAGCUUCCCAAUCAUCUCUUGAAAGCUCCACGGGACCUUCUUAUGCUCGUUCAUAGCAUCUGUGAAAAACAACUUGUCUGUGCAACCAGCGUUACAAAAAAUGUAAAAUCUCAACAAAACAAAAACAACAGGUCGCAAACCCUGGUAAACACUGCAUGCUUAAUGUUGUGUCUUCUGAGCCUGUUUCUAGGGAUUCCAAGCGAUCCUGUGUUCUCAGAGGAAGUUGCACACAUUGUGCGCUAAAGAAGGCUCUCAGGGGAAGGAGCGGAGUUACGCAUGACCAACAGGGUUGGAGACCAGAGAAGUUCAGUUCUAGUUGAAUCUGAAGCCAUGGAUAACUGACACUAUUAAAAAAAAAAGUCAAUCUUUCAUGCAACAAAAGUCAUAAUCAAUGACAUGUCAUAUUGUUGCUAGUUUUUUGGGUUUUUUUGGAAAAUGUAUUUCAUUUUUGUAUUUGACCCCAAAGACCGGGUAAGCCGAAGAAUGAGAUCUAAAGCAAGCAAAGCAGAAAACUAGGAGACCACAGGAGAAAGAGAUGGCCCAGUGUUAUUAAGGACAGUCGUUACGAGAUAUUACACAGCCCAUUCGCUUUGGAAAGGUUGGCGACGCGUUUAACGCAACGAGCCCACCGCGCAAGAUCUCUCCAGGGAAGAUUUUUUUAUUUCUGUGGUUAUUCUGUACUGUAUGAAAUUUAAAGAAAAAUUAUAUAUAUAUAUAUAUUUUUUUUUUUUUUUUGCAUGGACAUGGAUCUAAGUAAACACUAAAAUGAUUUUAUUUGGGCUGCAACUUGCAAAAAAAAAAACCACACAAAAAUAAACGACAAAAUAACAAAAAAGAAUCAGCCAUUUUCAACAAUUUAUAUGAUUUUUAUGAAAACAAAAAAAAAAUGUCACUAGUGCAUGUUAUAAAAAGGGAGAGAAUGCAACCGCGUGAUACGAUGACAACAACCACCUUUCUCAUUCUUAACAACCAAUCACGGUCUGUGGUUUUUUUUUUCGUUUUUUUUUUUUCUUUUUGCAGACUUAUAUUCGACAGAAAAACAAAACGAAUCAUUUAUAGCAAAUAUUUAAAAUUCUGUUGAUGUGACGAGAAAUAAAUGUAACAUAUAAGAUUUAUUUAAAUGUAAAAGGUCCAAGCCUUGUAAAGUUGAACAUUUCCGUGCAGAAUUGUACAUUGUCCCUUUCUGUCACUUCUUCUCAUCCAUAGACAUUUUUGCAUUUUGUCCUUCCGCCCCAUGUCCCCUCCCCCCCAUCUGAUCACUGAUUCUAAUGCUUUUUUGAUCAAGGAUUGCAGAAUUUUUUCCUCCCUGCAUUCUUGUAUUGUCUGAUAGAAAAUAAACAAAAGGAAAACGUUACUGUUUUGAUCCCUCCCCCUGAGCGGCAGAGAAGAUAUCACUGCAUUACGGCCUUUUCUGAUCCUCGUGGGAUGCCGUAUUUUCUUUCAUUCAAGCAUGUUGAAAAACAAAAAAACAAAAACAAAAAAAAAAAACGAUUUUGCAACAUGGCUUGAGAAUACCUAAGGUAAUUCAGCAUGUAUUUGUUAUAGAAGAUAUUUGAACUUUUUUGCAAUAUCUUGUACAGUGCAUGGUAACUAUUUUUUCACCAUCAGAUCGAAUCCUUCAGAAAAAAAAAUGACAGAAUUAUGCGGCCAUUUUUUUUUUUUUUUUCUUUCCAGCACCCACUGGUAUGGAUUUCAAGGUGGAACCAAAAACAAAAAAAAAAUUACAAAAAUUCACUCUGAUUUUCUUUUGGGAGGAAUCCCAUUUUUGCACAUUUUCUGAGUUCUGAGUAAUACCAAGUUGAUUUUUCUUUCAAAGAUACACCAAGUGCUUGUAAGGCCAGUCUUUCAGAAGCACCAAUAGAACUGUUUCUGAAUGCGUUUGCUCUAAUGUUCAAUUCAGCAAGUCACACCCGUUCCUCAGAUGUGCAACAGUUGCCCCGUCGGCCCACGUCUGCGGCUCCUGUGACUUGGAAGCACACGUUGAACUCUCAUGCACAUCUGCCUCUAUAACGUCUCAGUUCGACUUAAGCAAAAACAAAAGUAUAUUUUUUUUAGGGGAGGGGGGGUAUUUUUACUCUGGAACGAAGUCUGUUAAAAUAAAAAAAACAAAAAAAAAAAACAAAAACAAAUUCGCUGUCGCGUUUCAAACCUCUAGGGAAAUUGUCUCUUUCGUCUGCUCCCGCAGCUAUAAAACACUAAAGGUGUGGGCGUGGAUAUUUUGUGGGCGUAUAUUUAACAUUGUAAAUACGCAGACAUCUAGAGCCCGUGGAGAAUUUAAAAAAACAAAAAGAUCUGUGCACAUAUAUGUCAAGAUUUUUUUUUUUUACAUACAUGUAUGUAUAUGCUUGUGUUUCUAUGUAUAUGCAAACAGAUGAGUGCACACAAACAUAUCCACUGAUAAUUAGCAGAUACGAUAAUCCCCGCCCCCUUUUUCAAUUGGCCAUAAAAAGAAACCUUCCUCUCAAAUCAAGUUUGACCGAUAUGCAAAACUUUGAUGCCUUUUUUUUCCGUUUCUGUUGUGCAAUCUCACACCAAGCAAGACUGGCUUUCAAUACAGUUGUUCGAUGAAUUCUGUUGGUUACAAAGUCACUGUUUUUAGAUGGUUUUAAACCAGCAAACGAUAAUUACAAAAAAAAAUAAAACAAAAAAAAAAAAUCAAAUCGUACCAUCUACAGUAUCAUGUCAUACAUAUUAAUAAAAACAACAUUUCUGGUAUUGAAAAUGCAGUGUAAUAUGUUAUUUUCUGAAAAAAAAUAAAUUCCCAAGAUGCAUUUUUCUUUCUAAUUUUUAUAGGGAAAAAGACCAUAUAAAAAGAUUUGUACAUACGUAUCAUUAUGCAGUAUUUAUUUAAAAAGAAAAAAAGUUGAUGUAUUUUUUUUUUUUUUUUUUUUAAUUUCACAUAAUGUCUGCAGCACUGUUACUGAUGUAGUCCUGUAAAUAACAUUCCCCCGGAGGCUACUGCAGUCUUGUACAUAGUACGUUUUAAAAAAAAAAAAAAGCAGAGGCAAAGACGGUUGGUGGAAAUGGCACACGAGUCCUGCAAUGAGCACCAACUAAUGUAAAGCAUAUUCAUUACGGUGGUGGUAUUUAACACUUUAAAUAAAACAUUUUCUUUACACG